AUGGGCGGUGGGAGCAACAACGCGAAGAAGAACGACAAAAGUCGCUCGUCGAGGAGCACACAACAACGCGUUGCUUCGAAAAAGGAUUUGGACACGUUUCGGGAGAUUUGUCAACUCGCGAGAAUAGAUUUCGAGAGGCACCGAGAGACGUUUUCCACCUCUUCGUUGAAGAAAUCGAGACGAGAGAAAUUGCUGGACAUUUACGCGGACGUGGAACAUUUAAUGAACGCGAAACGAGUCAAAGAGGCGGAGAAACCGAAGAUUUUGUUGAGGAAGAAGUGUUUGCAAUAUUUCUACGGCGGGUUGGAAGAGGAAGGAAGGGGUGGAGGCGAAGAAAAGGAAAAGGAAAAGGAGGAGGAGGAAAACAGGAAUGAGGAAACGUUUGAAGACAGAGAGAAGAAAGUAUCGAUGGAGUUGAAAAGAGCGAGAGUGAAGAAACCGAGCCGGUUUGAUCAAAGCGAAAUGGGCGCUUUGGUUGAAGCGGCGGGGGGCGGGACGACGAAGGUCGCGCCGCCGCCGCCGCCGCCGGCCUUGGUUGGAGUUCCGCAUGGACUACCUUCUUUUCACAUGCAACAACAACAACAACAACAACAACAACAACAAAUGAUGAUGAUGAUGCCACCGUAUCAGAUGCAGCAGCAGCAGCAGCAACUUUUUUAUGGUCAACAACAUCUGCAGCAACAACAAUAUCAGCAUCAGGCGAUUGGAAUGAGCGGGUAUCAAAUGCCGCCGCCGGUUCUCACGAGGCAACCGCUCGGGAUGCCACCGAUGAGCGUCAUAAGCGGUCAAGCGCAGUACCCGUCACCACCGCCGCCGUUGCAGCAGUUUCAGGAACAACAGCCGUUGCGGUUUGGCGUGCCCUCUGCGUUAGAAAGUAGAUUGACCCCCGGUGAUAGUAAUAGAAAGAGAGACCGCGGAGGUAUAGCGAUGGAUGACGAUUUGUACUCGAAACAAAACAAGAAGAAACGCGAGCAGAGAUUUAAUAAUAACGAGCAUUACGGGGAAGAGAUUGAGCGACCGAAGUCGGUCACGCGGACAGAUUCACCUCGAGGAGAAGUGACCAUGGCUGAAUUGAAAACCGGGAACAAACGCGCGGUGGGAACGAAUCAGUCCCUGACAAAAGCGUACAUGCGCCUGACCUCAGAUCCAAAAGCUUCGGAUAUUCGCCCUCCGGCGGUUUUAAAAAAAGCCUUGGCGUUAGUAGAAGAAAAAUGGAAGAGUCGAGAAUGGACGUACGAUCAGUUAAAAGAGCAAUUAAAGUCAAUCAGACAGGAUUUAACCGUGCAGCACGCGAAGGGCCCUUUGGCGGUUUCCGCGUACGAGACGCACGCGAGAGUUGCUCUAGAGCACGACGAUUUAGCCGAGUAUAACCAGUGUCAAACGGUUCUUAAAACGUUGCACGAACGGUACAUCAAUGAAGAGAAGUUUAAAGACUCGCGAGGUGAGUUUGCGGCAUAUAGAUUACUCUACGCGUUGAUCGCGGACGAAACGGCCAAGAAUGGUCGCCAACUUUUCACGGAGAUGAUUGAUUUGACCGAAGAGAACAUCGAGCACGACUUUGUGAAACAUGCCUUAGAAGCUAUUGUUUCAGUGAAAGGCUCAGAUAUUGUCAAAUUUUUCAAGCUUCGGAAAAUAGCACCGAAUUAUAAUUGGAACCUUAUGCAAAAGCACGCGAAUCGAUUGCGCGGGCACGCGUUGUUGGCGGUGUGUUCCAGUCACCGCCCAACGAUUCCGGUUUCAUUCUUUACGACGACGUUAGGUUUUGAGAACGAAGAAGAAACGAUGGAGUACUUAAAGAGCGACGAAAUCAAAGCCGUACUUAUCGAGAAAAAAGGCGAAACUCCGCUGGUGGAUUGUAAAAACACGCAGACGGCUCUGUUGUGA
Molecule: messenger RNA, 1884 nt
Organism: Bathycoccus prasinos
Lineage: Eukaryota; Viridiplantae; Chlorophyta; Mamiellophyceae; Mamiellales; Bathycoccaceae
Exons: 1
Coding region: 1-1884 (627 amino acids)
Cellular component (GO): nucleus
Source: RefSeq, a predicted model, not a curated record